AUGGCACCAACCCCAAUAUCGAUUCCCUCCUUCGCCGAAACCCAACUCCAACUCCUGCUCCAUGAGCACGAAGCCGAAGUAUCCUCCUCCUCCCUCGCAACUACAGCCGCCUCAGUCUCACCAGCAACACGGCGAACACUUCAAGCGACCGGUAACGCCCUAACGGGUCUCAUACUAUCACAAUGCCGCACCGGUCUCGGGGGUCGCGUGGUGGGUGAAUUCGCUCCCGAUCCAGCCAUUGCAACUUCUGAAUCUUCGGAUGGGCAACCUCGUCUUGGCACCCAUGGGAUACGAGUUGGGGACGUUGUUCGCGUGAACGAUAUUUCUGCGGGGGCAAAGAAAGUUGGGAAAGACAAGCCGAAAGAUGGGGCUGAUGUGAAGGGUCCGGAGGGUGUUGUCACCCGCGGGGGUGGUGCGCGGUCCAAAGAGGAUGAUGAAGCGAUUGAGGAAUUAUGGAGCAAGAAGUUAUGGGUGAUCAAGCUUGCCAAUGAUGUUACGUAUAGACGAAUGAGGCAGACGAUGGAGAAGAUGGUCAAGAUGACCGAGGGAGAUCAUUCACAUUUCAUGCGCGUGGCUUUUGGGCAUACAACCCCGUUACAACCGGAAGAGAUUACCGAGCCCAUCGAGUUUCUCGACCCGACUCUCAAUGACUCGCAAAAAGACGCUAUUCAAUUCGCGCUGGGAUCUAAGGAUAUCGCCCUAAUUCACGGACCGCCCGGUACAGGAAAGACACAUACCUUGAUCGAGCUCAUUAUGCAAUUCGUGCAACGCAAUAAACGCAUUCUCGUAUGCGGCCCAUCGAAUGUAUCUGUCGAUAACAUUGUGGAGCGAUUGGCUCUUAAAAAGGUUCCGGUAGUUCGCAUUGGGCAUCCUGCGCGUCUUCUUCCCUCGGUCCUGGAACAUUCCCUUGAGGUUUUGACGCAAACGUCUGAUGCGGCCAGUAUUGUGAAGGAUGUACGCAAGGAGAUGGACGAGAAACAAGCGAGUAUUCGCAAGACUAAGAGUGGUCGGGAAAGAAGGGUAAUCUAUGACGAUCUGAAACACCUUCGGAAAGAGUUCAGGGAACGCGAAUCCAAAUGUGUUGAUAAUCUAGUGCGGGAAAGUAGUGUUGUUCUAGCAACUCUUCACGGCGCUGGCGGACACCAGCUCAAGAACCAGAAAUUCGAUGUGGUGAUUAUCGAUGAGGCCAGUCAAGCACUCGAAGCACAAUCUUGGAUCUCACUGAUGUCGGCUGAGAAAGUGGUUCUCGCGGGUGAUCAUUUGCAACUCCCGCCUACGGUCAAAUCAACCAAUCCAAAAUCCAAGGACGCGCCCAAAAAAGAUGCUCCAGAAGACAAGGAGAUACUGAAAGGGUUCUCGCUUGAGCGCACAUUAUUUGACCGCUUGUUAGCAUUACACGGAACCGGUAUCAAACGCAUGCUGACGACACAAUACCGCAUGCACGAUAACAUAAUGCGAUUCCCAUCAGACGAGUUAUACGAGUCCAAGUUGAUGGCAGCUGAUUCGGUGAAAGCCCGCCUGCUGGUGGAUUUGCCGUACGAGGUACGGGGCUCAGACGAUACGCAGGAGUCCCUUGUCUUCUGGGAUACGCAGGGGGGUGAUUUCCCUGAAAAGACCGAGGAUGCCGAGGUCAGCAAAAAGGAAACACUUCUGGGGGAGAGCAAAAGCAACGAGAUGGAGGCCUUAGUGGUUGCCCGACACGUUGAUAACCUGGUGGAUGCAGGAGUGAGACCUGAGGAUAUUGCCGUGAUUACGCCCUACAAUGGUCAGCGGGCCCUCCUGUCUCAGAUGCUGCGGGAAAAAUACGCUGGGCUGGAACUGGGCAGUGUGGAUGGAUUUCAGGGCCGCGAAAAGGAGGCUGUUGUUGUUAGUCUUGUGCGCAGUAAUGAGGAACAUGAGGUUGGAUUCCUCGGUGAGAAGAGGCGUCUCAAUGUUGCUAUGACCCGGCCCAAGCGACAUCUUUGUAUCUGCGGGGACUCGGACACUAUCAGUCGGGGAAGCUCCUUUUUGAAACACUGGAUGGAUUAUUUAGAGGAAAAUGCCGACCUACGAUACCCCGAUGCCGGGGAUUUACUCUAA
Penicillium pulvis is the source of this 2079-nucleotide messenger RNA. Its product is annotated as putative DNA helicase. Lineage: Eukaryota; Fungi; Ascomycota; Eurotiomycetes; Eurotiales; Aspergillaceae. The record is from RefSeq and is a predicted model, not a curated record. Bases 1 to 2079 code for a protein of 692 amino acids. Gene Ontology annotation, molecular function: ATP hydrolysis activity; 5'-3' DNA helicase activity. The transcript is spliced from 6 exons.